Batrachochytrium dendrobatidis JAM81 is the source of this 3162-nucleotide messenger RNA. RefSeq lists its product as uncharacterized. The transcript is spliced from 3 exons. Gene Ontology annotation, molecular function: GDP binding; GTP binding; GTPase activity. Gene Ontology annotation, biological process: signal transduction. Lineage: Eukaryota; Fungi; Chytridiomycota; Chytridiomycetes; Rhizophydiales. The record is from RefSeq and is a predicted model, not a curated record. Bases 115 to 2997 code for a protein of 960 amino acids. Gene Ontology annotation, cellular component: plasma membrane.
CUACAAUUGAUACCAUUAUUACUAGAACGAUUUUCAAGUGGAGUCAGUUCUUGGUUCUCAUCUUGUUCUAUCGCUGGUUGUUUAGACUGAUUAUCGUGACGACUGUUAAUAAUCAUGCUGCUGACAGAGGCUGGCAAUUUGACUCAUCUGAACGUUCUUGUAUUAGGCCCUCCACAUACAGGCAAAACUACUCUAUGCAACACCUUAUUAAGGGGAGCAUUGGUAGACCAGCCAAAAGUCAUUAAUUCACAAUCUAAUCCAUCGUUUCAGCAUAGAGGACUGUAUUUGGGUCCGUAUAUACCAACCAUCGAAGAGUCUACUACUUUUCAGUUCAUUGUCAAUCCAGCAACCUCACCACAGCCAUCACAGCCAACUACGACAACAUCUCCAGUAGCCAACACUGAUAUAAUCCCAUCAGCUCCACAUCGUAUUACAAUUACACUCAUAGAUCUAGGUGGACAUCCUCUUUACUAUGCGCUCUGGCCCUCUGUGAUUGCUGCUGCCGAUGCAUUUAUGCUCACCUAUGAUGUUGGCGACAAACAGUCCCUCCAAUCCCUUUGGAAGUACUACCGUCUGAUUGUAGAGACAAAAAGUGCCAAUAUGUCCAUGGCCAGACCGGAUGAAAUACCCAUGCUUCUAGUGGGGAGCAUGGUUGAUACGGUGACCUCCACUGCUACCGAUUCAACAUCAAAUGGAAAUAUAGAUGGUCUUGAAUUCAAUACGAGUGGGUUUUCUGGUAAGAAACGACCAAGACAGGUAUCGCCACAAAUGGGUCAAAUGUUUGCUGAUAUCCUGCGUAUUCCCCACGAUCAAACCACAAGCAAGGCUCCCCAUUCAAUAGCCUACUGUUUUCGUAAACUUGUUGCAGAAGCACAGCGGAAAGCCGCAGGCUUGCUGAUUGCUUCAUUGGUCAUGUCCCCGUCUACAAGUGAUGCCAAUACGAGAUCUGAUUCAGGAACAUCGUCAAACAUCAUACAUACCAACAGCAACAUUAAAGCUCACAAUAAUGCAAUUGCUAACCCGCAAUAUCGGUCUGCUUACGUGCUUGAAUUUGCCGCCAAAUUUAGAUCUGAACAUAAGCAGAUGAAGGCAGGUGCAAAAAGAGAUGCCAACGAGGAUGAUUCGAAAUCAGUGUUCGUGAAUAAUGCCAUGGCAUUGUCACCAUCUAAUACUAGCGCGGAUGGUAUACCGAAUGUAUCUACUGGAUCGACUAGCACAGACUCUACUGACUCAAUCGCUCUCCCUGUAACAACUUUAAAAACAACAUUACCAUCAUCUGCUGCCUCGCCUACAGCCACCACUAUUCGCUUUUCCUUUACAUCCAAACUAACAUUCCGAUCAUCUGUUGAACGAGUAAAAGGUGCUGUUGAUCGCAUGUCAAAUCCACUCAAGGGAGGCAGCCGUCAUGGCCGUAAAGCAUCCGCGACGUCACCAUCCGAAAUGAAUACACCUCAGCCAUUGUCAACUAUAACCAUACCUCCACCACCUGUUCCUAAACGUCCAUCCAAUCUGGUUCAAAAACUUCCUCACAGUCCCACCGAUUGUUCAAAUAUAUCCAUAUUCGAUUGUUCCAAUUCGACACCCACUGAUUCCACGCUUGCCAUUUUGCCAGCUGCUCCAGACUCGUUGGUUUCAAGCUCAUCUGGGUUUAAAAGUAAUCAUAACUUGAUGGUACAAACACACAAUGUUGGCAGAAUUGCUCAUAGAGAUGGAGUGUUGGAUACAUCUGCAGAAGCUUUGAGCAGCGCUCCUACAAUAGCAUCCAUUUACUCUCCAACUUCACCAUCCUUUGCUGCCGACACGUCUUUGACUACAUCAGUGUUUGGUGAAGAUCGCCCAGAAGUCCUUGCUAUUCUGUCUCCAACGACAUAUGUUCCAGUACAAGAUAAACUUUUGUCACCAGCUUUUGGAUCAAUUCGUCAUCGUCGAGAUGUUGCGCGUGAGAUGUUGCAUCGAGCAUCCACCGUUAGUCAUUCUACUAAUCAACGAGAUGAAGUUGCUUAUGAGUAUCCUCAAAAACCCUUACCCAGUGCUCCUAGACGGGAAUUCACAAUCAAUCACAAAUCGCUUUGUGGAUUGAUCAACGAAGAAAGUCGAUACGCUGAUGGAUCUACUGUGCAGUCAUCUGCUACAGGAAAUCCAUCGCAACAUAGCACUGUGUCCGCAGAUACUCUUAAUGGUGAUACCUCUUCUACAUCAAGUAUGGGAAUAAGUCAAAACAGUUCUAGGAUAAAAUAUGGUGGUGCGUGGACUGUAUCUGGAGAGCAAGUUAUGUUGCCGUCGCGGGUAAACUCAUUGUCUUAUGUACAGUCCGAUUGUGAUUCAAAGGUAUCUGAAACACAUGAUAUUGGCGGAGCAUGUGAGGAUAACAAUGAUGAUGGUGCAACAGUGGUGAACACUGCAGAAUCUAUGAUAUCAUUGGAUGAUAAGCAUCAAGUUCCUUUAAUCCAAGCUCCAUCUCGAAAGUAUACAUAUCUUCAUUUGGAUAACUGUAUAGCUAACAGCUCACCAAAUCGGCUACUUUUAAAGUCAGCGCAUAGUCUGACCACGCAUAAAUCAGAUUUGAGUUUGGCACGACGGCGCAUUCAAGGAUUACUUGAUGAGCUUGAACUUGUAGAUUUCCAAGAUGCCAAUAUGCCAUCAGAUCUAAGGGAUAUCAACUUUGAGGAUCCAGAGCUUGCUGUAAUACGCAACCUUGAUUCAAUACGACGAGUUGCGAGUGAAGAUACUGUUGUGAAUACACCCAGCAUGUUUAAGCCCGAUUGUGAUGGCGAUGUAUCCCCAAAUGCGAGUGCGUAUGUGCGCAAUAAAGAGCUUGGUAAAUUUGAUUGCCUGGAGAAUGUAUCAAGCAAAAGCGAUACUGCAACUAGCAAGCAUAUUACACCGGUAGUACGAACUGCACAUACUCCAUCAGAAUCACGCACGAAAAUGCUGUCGAGUUUCUUGCAUGACCUUGAAGCCGAGUAUUCGUUUCUUGCACCUCCUGGCGUGAUCUAAACAUUAAUAAUUUUCUUAUGGAUAUAUAUUGUCAUUUAAAACCUUUUAUAUUAUUUCCUGAUUCGCACUUGCUUUUAAUAAUUGAUGCAGUCUUACGGCUGUAUCCACGCAGAAUGGAACACUAAAGAGUCAAAGUAUAAUAAACAUUUAGUUUCAUGAAAUGAU